AUGCCGCUGGGGAACCUGGAGAUCGUGUUUAUAGUGCUGACGGGGGUGGUGCUGUUGUUUUCGGUGUCCAGUAAUAUAUUGGUCAUAGUGUUGGUGAUCAAAAACCCCAAGCUGAGGAACGUCACCAACCUCUUCAUCUGCAACCUGGCCAUUAGCGACAUCGUGCUCGCCGGCUUCGUUCUACCUCAGAAUCUUCAUGAUGUUUCUCAUCCAGCAGAUUACUAUGAAGGUAUCGUGCUGUGCAAGGUAACCAACGUCAUGCCCAUCUUCUGUAUCGUAGUGUCCAUCUACAGCCUGGUCGCCAUAUCAUGUGAACGGCGCAAGGCCAUCCUAAUGCGGGUCGAACCUAUGCGUCCAGGUCAUGCAGCCUUAAAAAUCAUCCCAGUAAUCUGGAUGGGAGCAGCUGUCCUUAUCGUCCCCACAGCCCUCGAGUACUCCGUCUACAUCAGCGUCUCAGACGACGUCAACAUCACCGCGACGUCAUGCGCGUCAGUCACCUUCUCCUCAGCUGCCUCCAUCACCAACGGCUUCGUGCUGCUGCUGAUAGCGUACAUCAUCCCCCUAGUCUUCAUCCUGGGCAACUACUGGCGAAUAAUCAACUUCCUCCGAGAGCACGGGCUAUGUGAUAGAUCUGGACGGAGGAAGAGCACAGCGAGAGGAUUCUUCAUCUACCGCCAUCGUAUAAAGAUUACCAAGAUGCUUAUACUCGUAGCAGCUCUUUUCGCCAUAUCGUGGCUCCCGUAUUUUAUACUUCUUAUAUCACAGAAAAUAUCAGGAAGAGAUGACCAUAUGUUUGUUGGUGGCCCUGUGAACAUGAUCAAGAUAUCGCUGGCGUCGUUCAGUACUGCAUACAACGUCGUUCUCUACGCCAUCUACAACCGGAACUUCAGGGGAGCAUUCAUGAAAAUGUUUUACAAUGACAAAACUACUGGCGACAGUACAACCAUCGGUUCCAGUAGCAGUCACAGUCGCAGUUCUGUUAGCCUCCCUCUGGCUGCCAGAUCACCAAUCGUCACUCAGAUGUAG
Messenger RNA from Haliotis rubra (blacklip abalone), 1026 nucleotides. Its product is annotated as RYamide receptor-like. The record is from RefSeq and is a predicted model, not a curated record. Gene Ontology annotation, molecular function: neuropeptide Y receptor activity. Gene Ontology annotation, biological process: G protein-coupled receptor signaling pathway. The coding region runs from base 1 to 1026 and encodes 341 amino acids. Gene Ontology annotation, cellular component: membrane. Lineage: Eukaryota; Metazoa; Mollusca; Gastropoda; Lepetellida; Haliotidae. The transcript is spliced from 4 exons.